UCUUUUACUGAAGCAAAGUUAAUUAGGAAAGCAUUCUUGCCUUUUCUUACCGAUUAGCUGCAAACUCUCUCCAAAAAUAUUAUUUAUAUUUCCCACCUUUCACUCCGCAACGCAUGCCAGCUGGAUUAGUUUAAUGAUGUUUCAUUUUAAAACCAGGAGGCUCGUUUUUCUCGUGUUCCAUAGUUUGCUAUGUUUGCUGCCUGAUCCUGGGACCUGUAUAACUAUUAGCCAGCUUUUCCCUUAUGGACAACAACAAGAAGACUUUGAGCUGCCGAUUGGAGAUGAUAGGUCCGAUCCCCUCACUCUUGGAGAACCACUCCACUUCUAUGAUAGCACCGUGUAUACUGUCUAUAUUAACACAAAUGGAAUUAUUGCAACCAGUGAACCUACAAAUGAAGAUGAAUAUCUUGAAAAUUUUCCUCCAGAUUUUGGAGUGAUUGCUCCAUUUUUCUCAGACCUCGAUACAAAUGAAUUUGGAAAUAUUUAUUACAGGGAAGAUUCGUCCCAAGACAUUCUAGACUUGGUAUCAAAACAUAUCAGCAGAGCGUUUCCUGGAUCCACAUUUACUCCUAAAAGUGCUGUAAUCAUCACAUGGGAUAAAGUGGCAUCAUACAGUAUACAGAGAGGAGACACUCUUCCAGAAGACAAGAAAAAUACGUUUCAGGCUGUCCUAGCCUCUGAUGAUUCCAAGUCCUAUGCUAUUUUCCUGUAUCCAGAGGAUGGAUUGAGCUUCUUUGGAACACAAUCCAAAAAGUCUUAUGACAUAGAAAUCUCAGCCAGAGUUGCCUUUAGCAAAGCCGUGCAACCAUUUUUUCUUUGGUUUAGUAAGAGGCCUUACAAUGAAUUUGCAAAUGAUAAAGCAACUGUGGAAAGGUUACCCAGGGAUAGCAAUUCAGGGAUGCAAGGAGUUUGGGUCUACGAAAUAGGUAGUCCUUAUCUUGUGGCUCCUGAUAUAGCAGCUCCUAUUGACCCUUCUGAAGCGGAAAAUCCUCAAGUCCCUUUGCAGCCUGAGGAAGGUUAUUUCCCUUAUUCGAUUCCUGAAAAUGUGCCUAUUACUGUGACUCCUGAUGAGGUCUAUCCACAUGAACAAUUGGAUGUGGACUUAGACACCUUCAGAUAUGAAAUACCUGAUGCCAAUCGAGAGGUAGUGCAUGUAGAUGAAAACAUUGGUGACACUGGAAUUGUGUUCCGAUAUAACACUGGCAAUGAGCAAACAUGUGCCAACAACCGCAAUCAAUGCUCCAUCUAUGCAUUGUGUAGAGAUUUUUCAACUGGAUAUUGCUGUAGCUGUAAUACUGGCUACUAUGGAAAUGGAAGGCAAUGUGUAUCAGAAGGAUCUGCUCAGCGUGUAAAUGGCAAAGUGAAAGGAAGAAUCUUUGUAGGCGACAAUCCACAAUUAUUUGCGUUUGACAACAUUGACCUACAUUCUUACGUUGUGGUUAAUGAUGGACGAGCUUACACAGCAAUCAGCACGAUAGCUGACACUACGGGAUACUCUCUGCUGCCACUUGUUCCUAUUGGAGGAGUGAUAGGCUGGAUGUUUGCACUGCAACAGCCAGGGUAUAAGAAUGGGUUCAGCAUUACGGGUGGAGAAUUUAAAAGAACUACAGAAGUUACUUUCUUGCAAAGCAACAAGAAAUUAGUGAUCACGCAGCAGUUUAAUGGAAUAGAUGAGCAUGGCCAUCUCACAAUCAGUACUGAACUCGAAGGCAGCAUUCCAGAAAUACCAUCUGGAUCCGUGGUCCACAUCGAACCAUACACAGAGCUUUAUCAAACAGCCAGCAAUGUUAUCACAUCAAUAUCCACUAGGGAGUACACAGUGGAGCAGCCAGGUGGGACCUCAGAAACUUUAACCUAUCAGUGGAAACAGACAAUCACAUUCCAAGAAUGUUCUCAUGAUACCACUGUUCUGGCUAUUCCUGCCAUACAACAGCUUUCAGUGGAUCGCAUUUUUGUGUUGUUCAAUAACAAUGAGAAAAUUCUCAGAUACGCUUCCAGCAAUUCCAUUGGUUCAAUUAGUGAGAGUCCUGUGGAUACAAAUCGGAAUCCAUGUUACAUUGGCACUCAUAGCUGUGAUACAAAUGCCUUGUGUCGUCCAGGCCAAGGAAACCAGUUCACAUGUGAAUGCUCACCUGGCUUCCGGGGAGAAGGAAGAGUAUGCUAUGAUAUUGAUGAAUGCCAGGAGCAACCAAACAUCUGUGGGAGCAACACAAUCUGCAACAAUCACCCAGGAACAUUCCGAUGUGAGUGCGCUGAUGGAUAUCAGUUUUUGUCCGAUGGAAAAACAUGCUCACCUGUAGAUCUUCCUAAAAACCACUGCUUGGCCGGAACACACAACUGUGACAUAGAAGAGCGUGCUCGCUGCAUAUACACAGGAAGCUCUUCAUACAUAUGUAGCUGCCUGCCAGGAUUUAUAGGUGACGGACAUUCCUGUGUAGAUGUUGAUGAAUGUCAGACCAACAAUUGCCAUGCAGAUGCUGCGUGCUAUAAUACCCCAGGAUCUUUCUCAUGUGUAUGUAAGCCAGGAUAUCGUGGGAAUGGAGCAGAGUGCUUUCCUGGAGAGUCAGAGAAAAGUAAAUGUCAGCUGCACCAAGAAAGUAUACUGUCUACCUUUCCAAGGGGUCCCCGACCAUUAGGACAAUUUAUUCCACAGUGUGAUGAAAAUGGCAACUAUAGCCCCAGACAAUGCCAUGCUAGUAGUGGGCAUUGCUGGUGCGUGGACAGAAAUGGGAAUGAAUUAAAUGGAACCAGAGUAGACCCUGGAGUGAUACCACCAUGUCUUGAAACAGUUACUCCUCCUCCUCCUCCUGUUGGGCCCACUCCAAGACCAGAUGUGUUUCCUCUGCCAUCGGGAACACAUUUGCUUUUUGCCCAAAGUGGGAAGAUUGAACAUGUUCCGUUAGAGGGAAACAAUAUGAAGAAAACUGAUGCCAAAGCUUUACUUCAUAUCCCAGAUAAAGUCAUAAUAGGUGUUGCCUAUGAUUGUGUUGACAAAAUUGUGUACUGGACUGACAUUAGUGGACCUUCCAUCAGCAGAGCCAGUAUAAAUGGUGGUGAACCAACAGCAGUUAUCAAAACAGACCUAGGAAGUCCUGAAGGAAUAACUGUUGACCAUCUGGGUCGAAAUAUCUUCUGGACUGAUUCUGUACUAAAUAGGAUUGAAGUCUCCAAACUGGAUGGAAGUAACCGUCGGGUAUUAUUUGAUACUGAUCUUGAAAACCCUAGAGGAAUUGUUGCAGAUGCUGCAAAAGGAAAUCUUUAUUGGACUGACUGGAACAGAUUUGCCCCUAAGAUUGAGACAUCCUACUUAGAUGGAACCAACAGAAGAAUUCUGGUAAAGGAUGAUCUUGGGCUACCUAAUGGACUUACUAUUGACCCAUACUCAUCCAUGCUUUGCUGGGUUGAUGCAGGAACCAAGAGAGUGGAGUGUAUGAAUCCUAGUCAGCCUGGUCGACGAAAGAUUGUUGAAGGCAUCCAGUAUCCCUUUGGUAUAACAAGUUAUGGGAAGAAUUUAUAUUACACAGAUUGGAAGAGAGAUGCAGUUAUAGCUGUUGAUCGGACUAUAUCCAAAGAGAAUGAUAAUUUCCACCCUCACAAAAGAUCUCGUCUCUAUGGCAUUACGACUGCCUAUUCCCAGUGUCCUCAAGGACAAAACUACUGUGCUCUAAACAAUGGAGGCUGCACUCACCUUUGUUUGGCAACUCCUGGUGGCCGAUCUUGCCUGUGUCCUGAAAAUACGAUUGGCGUUGAUUGUAUAGAAAGAACUUAAGAGUGUCUACCCAAUGCUAUUUCAGACUCCUAUACACUUCACAGAGGAGGCUUGAGUCUAAGUACAAUCAAAGAAUAUGGUAAAAUUAUAGGGCUAGCUCAAAUGUUCUUAAGCUUUUUUUUAUUAGGAUUUUGGGUCACAAAACAAUUCAACAAAAUAUGGGACAUUUGAAAAGUACACUAAAAACCAGACACUGUGACAAUCCUUUUUAAACUUUUUUUUAUGUUAAAUAUUUUGCUGGUGCAAGCAUAAUUAAUUUUAUUGGGUUAGUACUGACUUAAUAAAUAUUUAAACUACAA
Pelobates fuscus (common spadefoot toad) is the source of this 4068-nucleotide messenger RNA. RefSeq names its product nidogen 1 (gene NID1). Lineage: Eukaryota; Metazoa; Chordata; Amphibia; Anura; Pelobatidae. Bases 134 to 3769 code for a protein of 1211 amino acids. The record is from RefSeq and is a predicted model, not a curated record. Gene Ontology annotation, biological process: cell-matrix adhesion. Gene Ontology annotation, molecular function: calcium ion binding. The transcript has 20 exons.